Molecule: messenger RNA, 4536 nt
Organism: Colletotrichum navitas
Lineage: Eukaryota; Fungi; Ascomycota; Sordariomycetes; Glomerellales; Glomerellaceae
Product: WD repeat-containing protein
Exons: 4
Coding region: 1-4536 (1511 amino acids)
Biological process (GO): positive regulation of TORC1 signaling; cellular response to amino acid starvation
Cellular component (GO): Seh1-associated complex; vacuolar membrane
Molecular function (GO): protein binding; signaling adaptor activity
Source: RefSeq, a predicted model, not a curated record
AUGCCGCACUUCGACCAGCUCGACGCCCCCAAAAAGGGCAAGCCCAUCAAGUCCGCCUUUGACAGUGAGAGCUUCGACGCCGACGGCACCAUCCACGUUGCCGGGCUGGUCGGGUCCGCCACAAUCUCACCCUCUGGUCGAGAUGUCACAUUGGCAUCGCCCGAGGGCUUGUCCAUCAUCGACCUGGACUCACCCUACAACCCUCCCCGCCGGCUCAGCAGCCAUAGCUCGCCCUGGCUUGUCACCGACGUGCAAUGGUCGCCCUUCGCCGCCCGCGACUACUGGGUCGUCUCCACGGCCAACCACCGUGCGCUCGUAUGGAACCUCAACCUGCGAGACGACUCGGCCUCCGGCGCCAUCGAGCACUCCCUCCAGGGCCACAGCAGGGCCAUCACCGACAUCAACUGGUCCGCCUACCACCCCGACCAGCUCGCAUCGUGCGCAGUCGACGGCUACGUCCACUGCUGGGAUCUCCGCCGCCCGAGACAGCCCGUCCUGACCUUUUGCGACUGGUUCGCCGGCGCCACCCAGGUCAAGUACAACCGUCAGGACCCCCACAUUCUGGCCUCCUCUCACGACAGGUGGCUGCACAUCUGGGACGAGCGGCGGGCGUGCGAGCCUCUCAAGUCCAUCAGCGCCCACACCUCCAAGAUCUACGGCAUCGACUGGAACCGGACGAGGUCCACGGGCAUCGUCACCUGUUCCCUGGAUAAGCACAUCAAGUUUUGGGACUACGGCAGCGACCAGGAUGUCCCGGAGCGCGUCAUACGCACCCAGUUCCCCGUUUGGCGCGCUCGCCACACCCCCUUUGGCCGCGGCCUCCUGGCCAUGCCCCAGAACGAGCCGGGCGAUCUGUAUCUGUACGACCAGCGACCGCCUCCCGAGGACCCCGGCGAGGGUCCGACAGAGCCCGUCGCCGUCUUCCCCGGGCACGGCAACCACAAGGCCAAGGAGUUCCUGUGGAGAAGCAGGGGCGGCAUAACCGACGACGGGCUGGACGAGAGAGACUUCCAGCUGGUCUCCUGGGGCGAGGACAACGAGCUGCGGCUGCAGCAAGUCGACCCGUCCAUCCUCGAGUCGGUGGGCUACGUCAAGGGGAUGCCGGCGACCAAGAACCUGGUCCUCACGCGCAAAGGCGCCGCCUACAAGACCUUCCGGACGGUCGGCGACCACAUCAUCCGAGACCGGAGGAGCGGCACGAUGAGCGACCCCCGCAACAGCGCGCAAUAUCGGCAGAGCGCCCUGACCAUGGGGAUGCGCUCGGGGCCGACCACCUACGCCAAGCUCGGCGCCGCCUGGAAGGGCUCCUCCAUGAAGGCCAAGAGCGCUUCCAAGGAGAUGGACCGCAGCCAGGCCCACAUCGGGUGGAUGAAGGGCAUCAUGAUGAACAAGAGGAAGGCGUCCACCGACAGUCCCCUCCGGAGGGGCGACUCCAAGGACUCGAGCAUGUUCAGCCCCGGCUACAUGGACGACGACAAGUGGGGGGACCCGGAGACCAUCCAGGAGGAGUUUCUGCGCAUCAGCAUGCAGCUCCCCAAGGUGAAGUGGGAGCACAUCGACAUGGACAACCUGACGCUCAAGGCCUCCCUCAACGGCCCCUGGGGCGCCGACGGCGAACCCAUCUUCAUCAAGGUCACCGUCGACAUCCCGUCCAACUACCCCAAGUUCAGGGCCCCGACCUUCUUCGUCGAGAAGACGGGCUUCAUGUCGGCGAGGACGCACAGGAAGAUCGAGCACGAGCUCCACGAGCUCUGCCAGCAGUUCCUGGAACGCAAGCAGAACUGCCUGGACGUCGCCUUCUCCUACCUCCUGGGCGAGAUCGACCUCGCGGCGAGCACAAACUUCUUCAAAAACGUAAAGGACCUCGACGACCCCCUGGACGCGCUCGGCUCCGAGAGCUCGAGCGAGGACGAGAACGACAUACCGGCGGGCGGGUCGGCGUCCAUGUCGCAGGAGCUGCCCCCCCACGACGCCGAAGCCGACAGCACCCUGGCGCCCAACAACCGGCCCACGAUCCCGCCGCUGCCGCGCUUCUGCGGCGCCCGCUUCGCCAACGACGGGCGCCUCGUCUGCUUCUUCCCGACCAAGGAGGAGAAGGCGAGGGCGCUGUUCUCCACGUCCGUCGAACCGCUGCGGGAGAGGUCAAAGGGCGAGCCGGUGUUCGCCGGCUUCGGCCGUCUCGCGCACGACUCGCCGCCGGGUAAGAGAUACGGCCAGGACGACAUGUCGGCGACGGACGACCAAUCCGACUCGGACGACUCCACGGGGUCCUCGUCGUCGAGCGACUCGGGGUCGACGUCCAUCAACAAGAUGAGCUUGUGGUACCAGCCCCGGCACCGGUUCAAGAGGACCUGGAGCGACAACCGGUCCGUCCGGUCGAGCGGCGGCGGCACGGGAAACGUCAUAUCCCUCCACGACACCUCGGACCUCCUGCCCGCCAAGAAGGAGUUCGCCCGGGAAUACGCCAUCUUCGGAGACGGUGCCCAGGUCUGCGAGCACAACGCCCAGGUCGCCGAGAAGCACGGAUGCCGGGACCUCGUCGACGUCUGGCGCUACCUCUCGCUGAUCCUCCGCAAGGACAUCCCGCUCGAGUUCUCCAACAUGGACCCCCACCACAACUCGAUCCUGAUCAUCGCCCGCGACGCGCUCGCGCGCUUCCGCCACGAGGACUCGCCGGGCGUCCAGGACACGGCCGUCUUCAGCGGCAGGGUGAAAUGGGGCAACCACCCGUUGGCGAGGCACUUCAUCAGCGACCUCUUCGAGUACUACGAGAAGACGGCCGACAUCCAGAUGCUGGCCAUGCUCUCGUGCAUCUUCAGCGAAGCCUUCGCCGAGGACAGCGUCGCGUAUGCCGAGUCGCACAUGACGCAGCCCGACACGCCGCUGCCGAUGAAGGCCCCGGCCUUCUCGCUCGACUACUUCCCCACGGACGCGUCGCUCUGGAACCUGGACGGGAGGAGCCAGACCAACUCGGCCAUCGCCACCCCGGGGACGCUGCACACCCCCGUCCGCUAUUCCGGCUCCCAGGGAUCCGCCGAAGAGGUCUUCUGGGCCGGCGACCCGGGCUCCAACUCGUACUCGUGCGGCGAAACCCCGCCCAACAGGGGCUUCAAGGAGUACCUCGGCGAGGGCGACCACGCGCCGCCGAGCCUGUCGACGUCGCCCAGCGGGAGGACGCUGUCGCGGGUCAACUCGGGACUGCCGUCGAGCUUCGCCAUCAACCUACCCCGCCCGUUCAGCGGCGUCGCGACGGGGACCACGACCGCCGCCUCGUCGCCCCCGAACCACGGCCGCAAACGCCCGAGCCCGGCGGAAACGGUCCUCAGCGCCCUCGCUCCUGGCGGCGGCGGCGGCGGCGGCGGCGGCGGCGCGGUCGGCAACGUCACAUGGGGGCACUCGACCGUCAUGGGCGACUCGGGCACGACGCGCACCUCGCUCUCGGACGACGACGUCAGCCGCGAGGAGCUCUUCUCCCUCGUCCCCAUCGGCGUCUCGGUCCACCUCGAGGACCAGACCAUAUUCGACGACGACGGCUGGAUGACGGCGCCGCUCCUCGAACCCUGCCGCAGCGACAUGUACGCCACGUACCGCUACGUCUACGCCGAGAUCCUGCAGAUGUGGAACCAGCCCCUGGCUCGCCUCGAGAUCAUGAAGUUCAACGUGCUCCAGCAGCAGCAGCAGCAGACCCAGGCGUGCGGGGCGCUCGACGACUUCCACGAGACGUACAGCAUCGCCGACACGUCCACCACGCAGCAACAACAACAGCAGCAGCAUCAGCAGCCGUACACCACCUCCCCGAUCCUGCUCGGGAAGAAGGAGCAGCUCCAGGCGCUCGUCGCCUCGGGGCGCGGCCUCGACGUGACGGGCGUCUGCCGCGUCCACGAGACGCAGCUCGAGCCCUUGAAAUACAUCUCGGCCACGGCGACCCGCCUCGGCGGCGCCGUCGGCACCUGCGACCGCUGCCGCCGCAGCCAGACCCAGCUCCUCUGCGUCUACUGCCGCGAGCCCAUCGACGCGCUGUACCCGCCGUGCCUCGGCUGCGGCUGCGCCUUCCACGACGCGUGCCUCGCCGAGUGGCACGCCGCCGGCGAGACCUCGUGCCCCGCGGGCGACGAGUGCAACUGCGUCGAGGAGGCGUCCAUGGGGCAGGUCGAGUCGUGGGCCGCCAUGAUGGGGGCGCUGCGCAAGGGACAGCAGCCCGGCGUGGCGGGGGGCUUCAUGGGCAGGGGGUUCGUGCUACCGCCGCCGGCGAUCGAGGAGCCCGCCGCCGCCGCCGCCGCCGCCGACGACGACGACGAGAGGGGGGACUGGGAGAGCGUGCGCAGCGCCUCGGGGAUCCCGAGCCGGAUGCAGGGCGGUGGCGGCGCGGUGAUGAGCGCCGCGAGGAUCAGCCUGGGUAACAGGCUGAAGAAGUCGGCGGGCGACACGGCGGCCGCGUGGAGUCGGGCCUCGAACCUGGGGAGGACCCGGGGCGGGAGAGGGGCUGUAAUGAACGGGGGCGGGAGCACACCCGGCAGUUGGCGGAGCGGGAGGUGA